GUUUAUUUGCGCGGUUCACACUUAUUUUUCAAUCUGCCCACGCAAAGCACUUGGCAACCUGCACGCUGCUACCCCAACUAUGUCGUGACGACAUAGUAUGGCUGUCAAGCCCAAGGCAUGAUCAGCUGGUGGAGUGCCACGUGCAGUUGCACAGACUCGCAGCGCGAUCCGCCGCCUUUCCUGGAGGAAGUUCAAUCGUUUCCAUUGGGAAGCGACGGCACCGUAAUCGCCGUUAGCGAUGCAGAUGGGAUGCGAAUACGCCGAUCAUCUUCCAGCACUCAAGGUCAGGAGGGAUUUCAAGCUGCCCCGUCAGUACAGCCGGAAGAACUUCCUCCCGAUGAUGUGCCGCUGCUUUGUGUCUCCUUGGAGCCGAGCCCGAGCUCGUCUCGACCUUCAGAGAUUUUUGCGGAGAACUUACAGCGGGAGGAGCCGAUCGAGGCUCCAGAGGACCCCCUGGAAGAGAUGUCUGGUUGGUUGAUGUGCUAUGGUGAGCCCAGCAGCGGAAACCGCUUACAGGUCACACGCCUAGCAAAGGCAUCGGCUGGCACUCCUGUUGCAGGAUUCUUUUGGAAAAAGCGUUACAUCGUGCUGAAAAACUCCCAACUCCUGUGCUGGGCCACACAACAGCAAGGUCCGAAAAAGCAAGCACCAUCCGCCAUUCUGAUCUUGUCACAACUAGAAGAAGUCGCUGUGGAAGGCAAAACACUCUCCCUCCACAUGCGCAAUCAGAAGCUUGCGCUACAAGCAAGGGCGGACACAGAAGAAUUGGCCAACAAGUGGGCUGCUGCGGUCAAGAGCCAUGCAGGACGUGCAAUCAGCAAAAGCUUGCCACCCGGCUGGGAUGUGGAGGCCAUGCUGAGCAGUGGGGUCGGUGGUUCUGCAGCAAAACUUGUCAAUAAGGAGCUCCUGCCCUCGACGUGUCAUCCAGCCUUUCAAAAGCUUUUAGAUCAUUGCUUCGUUUGCAAGUCAACCAAAGACCGUCGUGGCAACACUGUCCCCCUCAGACUAGAGAUUGUAGACGCAGUGCGUGUUCAGAAUGGUGCUGCAUGGAUGGAGUAUAGCAAGGCAAGGACGCGGAUCUGUGAGAAGGUGUUUGAGAACAACGAAUGGCUGAAACAGGGCUUGGACUCGGAGUCCUGCAGUUCAUUUACAAACUCCGAAGGGCGUCCCAGUCGCAUUGACGCAGCCAGCCAGGGCAGUGAUUCAGCUUCUUUUCAAUGGGAUCCGUUUGGAAUGCAGACGCCUUUGCUCACAAGUACCUUGGAUUUGAAGGCUCUCCAAGAGAUCCUGGGAAAGACAGAUCUAUCUUCGAACGAACAGUGGCUUUUCCACGGCACUUCGAGAGAGGCAGUGGAGAAUAUUUCUGAUCGAGAGUUUCGACUGGAUAAAGCUGGAAGUCACAGGGGGACGUUGUAUGGAAAAGGCAUCUACUUUGCCGAAUGCGCCACGAAGGCAGACGAGUACUGUGUUGAAGAUGCAGACGGCUAUUGUUGGAUGCUUCUUUGCCGUGUUGCUCUCGGGACGGUCAUGGUUUGCAAGGAGAAGAAGCCAUCCCCUGAUAUCCUGGAGCAAUGCAUCGCCGGGAAGUAUGAUUCUCUCAUUGGCGAUCGCUGGACUGCAGUGGGAACCUUCAGAGAGUUCAUCCUCUUCGACUCAGACCAGGUAUAUCCUGCUUUUAUUCUUCGCUACAAGCGCUGGUCGGAGGCUGCCUUUUGCAGAUGUAUUCGGGAAACGGCAGAAUCCGAAGACACUGGAAUGGCAGCUGAAGUGUAUCCUCAUGCAGCCAUCCUUGCGGAAGAGCACCCAGACUCCACCGUGAGGUGCCGCUUAUCACUCCUUAUGGAUGCGCACUCAGACUCCGUUGUGCCGGUUCUGUGUGACGCUUUAAAGGAUCGCCGUCGGCGAGUACGUUUGAACGCGACCAAGGCUUUAAAGAACAUGGCUGGCCAGACCACUUCAGUUGAAGCACUUCCGGAUGGCUCUCGAUAUCGUCGCCACAGAGAUGGUGUCCACGUUGUCGUCUCGGCGGUGCCAGCACUGAUGAGUUGUCUCAAAGACUCGGAUAGAUUUGUCCGAAGAGCUGCAGCACGAGCGCUCGAGAGGCUUGGAGAACAUGCUGGGCCAGCAGUGCCUAACUUGAUUAUGAGCCUACGAGAUCGAGAAGAAGAGGUUCGUGCUGCUGUGGCUACUGCAUUAGGUCAACUAGGGCCUGCAGCAAGUGAGGCCCUCCCAGCCUUGCUGCAAGCAUCCUUAGAUCAUGAAGAAAGUGUUCGAGUUGCGGCACUUGGAGCUUUAGGAUUUCUGGGACUGAGCUCCAGUGCUGUCUUAGAGGUGCUCACGGAUGCAUUGCGAGACCCGAGCUCCGAAGUUAAAAGCGCGGUGGCGACAGCACUUGGUAUGCUGAGUGCUGUGACCGCCGUGGAUUCGUUGGCAGAUUGCCUCUCUGAUGGCCAAAGUCAUGUUCGAGCGGCAGCAGCUAAAGCGCUGGGCCAAAUUGGCGGAAAGCACACAGCAAGCGCAGUGCCCCGCUUGACCCAAAGUCUAAAAGACAGCGAUCACGUAGUCCGACGUUCAGCUGCAGUCUCUUUGGGACGCAUUGGGCCGUUUGCAGCUUCAGCAGCGACCAACUUGGCAGAUGCAAUGAGAGAUGGAAACACUCAGGUCAGAGAAGCCGCUGCCACCUCCAUUUGUCGUUUGGGAGUCUCCGAGCGGAUUCCCCACAACGUCUGCAUUCAGUCUUUAGUGAAACGCGGCCUCUCUGAUGCUUGUGCUGAAGUCAGACAAGCUGCCGCGGAAUCCCUGCUUGAGCUGGCGAGAUCCGAUCAGCUUGGCAGCCACAAAAGCACGGUCAGAGAGGCAAUGACAGUUCGCUUGAAGGAUGAAAAUGCCAAAGUGAGAGGCAUUGCGUCAACCUGCCUUGGUCUGAUUCCAGAGGAUGCACCCAAGAAGAAGAAACACAAGGCCAAGAAGAAGGGAGGAGAAUCUGGGCGGGAACACUCGCCGUGUGCGGAUGCGGAGACAGAAGAGGAUCUUGAUCCAGAAGGGGUGCUAGAGCUUGAGGAUAUAGCUCGACUGGUUCUCAGCUUGACGCGGAGGGUGAGAGAUGUAAGACAUGAAGGAAUCUUGCGGAGUGCUUGACGCAUGUCCGCACAAAAGUUCUGCGAGCGACUCUAAAGGAGUCAGAGCACAGACGUUCGAUGAGCCGAUGGAAUCCAAUAGGAUUCCUUAGAAAAAUCCCAGAUUUAGGCUCAACUUCGGCCAGUCGAGGGUGACUGUGAAAGCAUUGGACAACAGAUAUCUGCUCCACCUUGACUGGCCAUACAGAUAAUGUAUACCUUGGUCUUUGGAUCAGUGUUUUCCGAGUGACAACUUAACAUUUAAAAUGCGUGGCCAUGCCCUUGGAACCCUCCAAAACUCC
Molecule: messenger RNA, 3418 nt
Organism: Cladocopium goreaui
Lineage: Eukaryota; Dinophyceae; Suessiales; Symbiodiniaceae
Source: the annotation of a GenBank genome assembly